Messenger RNA from Phanerochaete carnosa HHB-10118-sp, 1091 nucleotides. RefSeq lists its product as uncharacterized. The coding region runs from base 279 to 941 and encodes 220 amino acids. Lineage: Eukaryota; Fungi; Basidiomycota; Agaricomycetes; Polyporales; Phanerochaetaceae. The transcript is spliced from 3 exons. The record is from RefSeq and is a predicted model, not a curated record.
CGUCCCUCGCUAGUACUUCAAGUAUUAAUUCGGUACGUUACUUGAAAAUCCCUCCUCGAAUUGGACUUUGCCAAGACUCAAGCUUCGGAACGUUAUAGUCUUGCUCGUACCCGUUGGAGACGGCAUGCAGUCAGAUCGUCCCUUCUAGUUCCAUUCCUUCAACCGCCUCUUCUUCAGAAACCUCAUCGCUUCCUCCAACGUCCUCGGCGGGCGCUUCCAAGAAAGGGCAUUCUACAAUCUCGAUCAUCCUCAUCGCUCUCCUUUCCGUCUUUGUCAUCAUGGCGGUCGUUCUCCUUGCAUAUAGACUACGCAGGUGCUUCAACAACAGGCGCGCCCUGGCGAGACGGCGCCGUUUACGGCACCUGGCUGAUCUGACUUCCGAACCUGCACCGCGCGUUGCAAGCACAGUCGACGUCCGGUGCGACAGCCGAAUUUCAAGUCAAGCGUCACUCAUCAUGCCCACGCAGGAGACGUCCGUCAUUUCUGCCAACGCCUUCACCGUGGACUACCCUUCAACAGCCGGCAGCUCUACGACGACUUAUUCUACAUCGAAGCCUCCGCCGCUUUCGGGGUUGGCUCACAGUGAGAUUGCUCCGAUGCCCGCGUCCGAAGUGUGGCUCGUGGAAGAUGGGAAUCAUGGGAUCGUGCAUGCCGCCCCUCCUGCGAGCUCUCGCGAGGAGGUGGGGCGCGAUAAUCCACAUCCCAACGAUGCAUCAUAUCAUGCAGCAGCACACGAGGUUGGAGAUGACACGGGCAGCCACAGUUCAGCCUUUUGCGGCGAUCUCAAGCGCGAUCCCGGGGCGUGGAAACAAGAUAUCUCGCGGAUAGAUUCUGAAGGCGGGCAGCGUCCAAGGAGACUAAUGGGUAGAAAGAAGCCUCAGGGACUUUCGAUUUUGAUCACAGACAUUGCGACUGUAGGAGGGAGGACUGCUGUGCCAUAACGGACACGAUUGAGACCCGGACACUAUGGAGAGACCGGCAGAAACACUUACGUUCGCUUGGACUUUGAUAUCUGGCUAAUUGCGUAAUACCUGGGGAGUUUCUUGACAUGUACAACAGCCUCAGUUACUUUGACGAAUAUUUAUAUGUCU